AAUUUUAUGUCUCUCACCGUCCCUGAAGAUGAUGAUUUUUUUGGUAAGUAUUGGAGCUGAUAUUUCUUAUUCUAUUUUUUAAUUUUAAAAAGAUUUUAUCUUAAAGUUUUAAGCAAAAAGUUUUGUAUUUACAAUAUUAACUAAACUAAAAACAAUGUAUAAUAAUAGUGUUAUUGAUUCUUAUCCAUUGCCAUUCAAAAAUUAUGUCAUUUAUUAUGUUUAAAAAACAUUAAGGACAAGUUAGUAUAAUGAUACGAAAUUAAAACAGGAUAGAGAUGACAUAAGUGUAGAUAUAGUUGAUGUUCAUUAUUAUCUUUUGUACCCUAAGUUGCAUUGUAGUAAUUGCUUCAUUUAUCUUAGAUUUUUUUAAUACAGAAACUCAUCAUGUAGUGAUUGUAGUUAGUUUGUUAACGCUUACAGUACUGACCUACUUUUUUUGCUUGUAUAGCCUCAGUACCUGCUAUUAUUUUGCUAAUUAUUCCCUGUGGCCAAGAAAUUUUUUUGGAAGGAGCCAAAAUUAGAUAGGUUUGCAAAUUUUAAUUAUUUUGUAACUUUUUUGUUUUAAGCAAUUGAUAACAUGUAGAGAAUUAUCUGGUCAGAAAUGGAUAAGAGUGUUAAAAAAACUUGUUUUGCUCAAACUUUUCAUUGGCAACGGCACACUAGGGGGAUUGUGCGGCUAGCACAGUGUGCAGUUGAUCUUACUAAAUCAAUAUCUACAUUGACACUAUUACUAGUCUAAAACCUGUCAAACCUACAGGGUCCCAUAGGCGUAAAUUUUGAGCUUUAGUAGGCCUAUUUCCUUCAACUAUUGCAUCCCCCUCUUCCUUAUCAGAAUCAUCUAAUCCCAAUUAAAGCUCAACAAUAGUUUCAGAACAAAAUGUUUCAUCAAGUGGACGUAAGUCGUCAUCAACAAUAGCCCUAGGUAGCGCCAUGGAAACAACAAAUACAGAUCAGCACAAACAAACUCAAUAAUUGGUCAAUUUUAACAAUUUAAAAGGCAAAAUAAAAUUAGACUAUUCUCCUAAGGAAUAAACAUUUUGCCUGAGACUGCGGUUAAAUCCUCGUUUCUGUGCUUAUAUUAGAUACCUCUCUAUGUGACAAAUAGACGCGCUUGGGCCACAGGGAAAACAAUCGGCUGGUGAAAAAAGAUGCACUUGGGUCACAGGGAAAAAGUAGGUCACUGCAAAAAGACGGGCCUGUUACUGUAAGGGUUAAUCUCACCAAAAAAAUGACUUAAAUUUUGUCUCUCACUAAUAAGCUCUUUUUAGUCUCAUUUAUUUGUCAGUAUGUCAUCCACUCAUAAGCUAGCUCCAUGACUUUAGAUAGUCGUUUAUUUCCUAAAGUCUUUUAAUCUCACAUUUGGGGCAGGCUGUAGUAUGUUGGUUUGAUGAGAGGUUGAAUUUAAAUAUUACUAUUAUAUUAAUGACAUAAUAUCUUAUUUCAGUUUGUGAAGAGUGCGAGGAGUAUAUGUUUGAGUGCCCAUUACAUGGCCUUGUUCCAAGUGAAGAUCGAAAAGUAAGAAUUGAAUAAUUGUAAUUUUUAGUGUCUCUAGUGUACUCAAAACAUUCAGUUCCAUGUUUAGAGCAAAUAAAAUGCAUUAGAAUUUAGUUAAUUUUGGGAGCUUCUUUCAUUAAAUUCUCAAUAAUUAAAAAAAAACUCUUUUCCUGCCAAGUGUUUGUCUCAAGUGUGCCUGAUUGACAUUUCAGUGCAUUAAACAAAAAUUAAUUCCAAAAGAAACCUAUAAAUAAUCUUUAAAUUUAAAUCAGUCUAAUAGCUAUUGCAUUCAUUUCAAUAGAAAAAUAUAACUUAUAUCUCAUUUUAUUAUUGUUCAGGGUCAUGAAAAGAAAGUUGUUUCACUAAUUUCCCCACCUGUUAAAAAAAACAAAAACAAUUAGAACAAUUUUUGUUUAAGUAAAACAAUAUAAUAAUUUAAGGUGUUUUAGUAUAAUGCCUAUAUCAAUUAAACAAAUACAAAAAUUGUAUGAAUUUAAAUUUUAUUUACAUAUCAUAAUUUAUUAGCUACCUAAAAAGUAAACUGAAGGAAGGGAAAAUGGUAGGCUUGAGGGAGAAUACUCAAGGGAGUUAAUAGGGGCCUCAGACAAGGAGACUCACUAUCAUGUAUCCUGUUCAACUUCAUCCUAGAAAAAGUUAUUAGAAGCAUACAUGUGAGUACCAGUGGAACCAUAACAAACUACUUCCAGAGAGGUAUUACAGAACAACAACCAUCAGGCACCUUAUAUAGCCAUUUAUUGCAGUACCUGGUAUAUGCAGACGAUAUAGUGCUGCUGGGUAGAAACAUUAAUGACACAAUAAAAGCAAUCAGGGAACUUGAAAAAGCCUCAGUAAAAGCUGGUCUUGAUGUAAAUGAACCAAAGACAAAAUAUAUGUUAAUGUCACAAAACUCCCACGCUGAUGACAACAUCAGUAUAAACAACCACAAAUUUGAGAGAGUGGCUACAUUCAAGUAUCUAGGGGCAACUAUAAACAAGCACAAUGAAAUAAUGUCGGAGGUGAAAGAAAGGAUAACAGCAGGCAACCGUUCCUAUUUCAGCCCACAAAAGCUACUUGGAAGAAAAAACCUCUCAAGGGGAACAAAGAAGAUAAUAUACACCACAUUAUAAGACCAGUAGUAACUUAAGCUAGUGAGACUCAGACCCUUACCAGAAAAGAAGAGAACCUUCUCAAUACAUGGGGAAGGAAAAUAUACAGCCCAGUGAUGGAAAAUGAUAUCUGGAGAAUCCGCACAAACCAAGAACUAUAACAAUUGUACAAAGACCCACCCAUAGCCGCAAAAAUAAAAAAAUAAAAAAAGGCAGACUACGCUGGGCUGGAUAUAUUAAAAGGAUGCCAGAAUGUAGAGCAACAAAAGGGGUAUUAUAGGCAGAGACGUAUGGGCUGACGACUCACCAGAUGCCCAAGGCUGAUAUGGAUCGACGAUGUAGAGAAGGAUUUACACCAGUUUGGGGUUUGUGCAUGUAGGCGGAAAGCCAUGGAUCGUUCCGAAUGGAAGGAUGUGGUGGUGCAGGCCAGGGCCCUGCAUGGGCUGUAGUGCCACUGAUGAUGAUGAUGGAGGAAGGGAAAAGGGUUGGCUUGAGUCAUUGAAAAACUUGAGAAGAAAAGAAGAGAAAGGUUGUGGGUAGAAAUACGGUUUAAGACAAAGCAGGAAACAAUAUUGAAGCUAUUUAAAGUGUGAAUUCGGUUAACUUAUCAAUUCUUAAAAAUAAUUUUAGGAGACCAAUUGCAAAACCUAACUUAUCUGAUACCAAUAUCACACUGUUGUUAUCACUGUUUUAAAUGUUUCAAAUGGGACAGAAUUCUUGUUUUUUUUAUAUUGGGUCUGGUGCUAGCAAUAAUUAAUUAUCCAUCCAAGAUUCUGAACACAUCAUACUGCAUGGGUUACAUGUUCUGAUGCCAAUGUAUGCUUAGUAGUAGUAUAGAGAUAGCUUCUAACAAGCAUAUCUCUAAGGUUCCUGUUCCUCUGUAAAGUUUUUUUUUUUUUUUAAAUACAUAAUUUAAUUGGACACAUUGUUUUUGCUAGAAAUAAGGUUUUGGGGAUAAAAAGUUAUAAUUGAUUUGGUCCUUCACUAUUGUAUUUAUAAAAUAUUAAUAUUUUUAUUUAUUGAAUUAGUGGUGCAAACAUACUACCAUAGUUCCCAAUCUUAUUCCCCUAGAAGUAGAGGUCUUGUGUGAACUUUAAAUUGCAAUAAGAAUUGAACACUAAUGGAAUAAAUAAAAGACUUACUUUUAAAUUGUGGGUCAAAAAUUAGUACAGCAUCAUUGCCCAAGUCCCUAUUGACUUAAAUUAAACAAAUUAUUCCUUUUUCAAAUACAUUUUCUAAACCAUCAAUUGACUUCAUCCCAACUGUAAAUAAAACAGCCAUAUCCUUAUGUUUUCCUUCUUCUCAUUUUAUAGAAACAUCUGUCACACUGCCAACUUGCCACAUAGUUCAAAUUUCCCACUAAUUAAACAAAACAUUGAAUAAAAUAAACUCUUUAAAAUGUUUAGGUCCCCACUGAGUGUGAGAAAGGUUUGGACACAAGCUACUGUUGGAAAACUUUGCCCCAAGGACUUGCCAUUAAGAAAUCAAAAAUCCAAGGUGCUGGUCUUGGAGUUGUAGCAACUAAAUUUUUUCCAGCUCGAACCAGAUUUGGACCAUAUAUUGGAAAGAAAGAGAAAAAUGAAGAGGUAGCCUAUGAGUCUGGCUAUAGUUGGCAAGUAAGUCUUGAGUAGGAUGCAAAAAGUAUGUCAAAUAUUGUGUCAAGUUUAAAAUUCCUAAAUAAUAUAAUAAACUUGAUUUAUGUCUGCCAUAUAACAUAGCACAAUUUUGAAUAAUUUAUAACUGACAGAUGCAGCUAUUGACAUGUCCAGUCACAUGCAUAUGCAAAGAGCUGCUGCCUUGUACACCACAGAAAAAUUCCCAUUGUCUAAAUAAGUAGGCCUAUACAAUUAUAGCUCAUCAAUAUAAAUUGAAAGCAAGACAAGUAACUGUAGGUAUCCACUUCUCACUGAAAGGCCUGACAACUGGUUUCUAAAACACAGGUGUUAGCACUUAUUCAGGCAUCAUGAUUCCAUUAAUUCACCUAAAUUUUACGAGUCAUGUUUAUUUUAAGUGUUACAAAAAAUACAUGCAUAAAUUAUGCAAAUUAAAUAGCUCAAUUGAAUAAAUUUUGAGAUUUCAGCUUUAUUCAUAAAGAUUGUAUUAGUUUAUUCAAUUUCCUACAAGAUUAUACAUAGUUUUAUAAUGUAAAGUAAUUAGUUUAUUUUUUUAAUUAGUUUUUUUGCAAUGCAAGUGUUUGUGAAAUGAGCUUUAUCUUCUUGACACUGAAACUCCAAAUUAAGCUCUGUUUCCAAAGGGUUAAAUUUUUAAAUUGUUUCCUCUGGGAAACUAUUACUUCAAAAUCUCUUACCUUUUAGCAGGACUCUCUUUGGUAAUACCAUGCUAGUAAACCUCAAAAGAAAAAUUGGGAGAUGGACAAAUUUAGACACACUUUAAACUAAAUGUAUUUCCUGCGGCAUUUUUGGUGCCAAGUUGAUCCAUUUGGGUCUGCAUGGAAAGGGGAUUCUGCUACUUGGAUGAGAUAAUGCUUCACACAAAAAAAUACCUAAACUUUGUAGUUUUGCUUGAGAGAUUUUGAGCUAGAUGACACAUCAUCUUUGGUUGAUGGAUUGAUGCUUUUUUUUAGACUUAUAUUGCUAUAAAUUCUGGGUCAUACUCUUCUAAAUAACUUGAACAUGUUAUUGUGUAUGAAAGAAUUGUUUAAUUUGUAACAUAAUGUUCACAAUAUUUUUUUUUGUGUAGAAAAUUAAUCCUUACAAUUUUUCGCUCCUUCUUGUGGAAACAUAAUAUUAUGAUUAGUUCUUGUUGCAUUGAUUGGAUAGUGGUUAUAUAAUCUGAUUGGCACUUGUUGCAUUGAUUGGUUAGUGGCUACGUAAUCUGAUUAGCGUUUUUUGCAUUGAAUGGCUAGUGGAAAAACAAUCUGAUUAGCUUUUGUUCCAUUUAUUAGUUAGGCCAUUUUUCUAUUCCUGGUAAUCUACCACUCACCCUGUUACAGAUCCAGCAGUAACUACCCCAUAUUAUUUAUAUAUUUUAUGAUGAAGCCAAAAUCUCUGUUCAUGGUUUUCCCCAGUCACCCUACCACUGAAUCAUCAAUGAUCUGGAUAUGUAUGUACCUUGUCAGAGGGGUGCUAAACAUUUUAGCAGAACAAAUCUGUCACCUUUAAAUAACUUUUGCAUUGCAGUUUUUAAUGAAAAUAGAUAAUAUUGUAACUAGUUUGAAUUGUAUCAGGAUAAUAUGCAUUACAUUGUGUGAACCUCUAUAUUAUUUACCCUUAUAGUUUGAAGAGAGGCUAUUGUGGACUCUAUUGAUUACCAGUGUCUUAUAUUGUAAAGAGAGGUUAUAGUGGAUUACCUUAUGAUUUGCCCUUAUCUUAUAAUAUGUGAAGAGAAGUUGCAGUAGACAAUUUUAUUGUGUGAACCAUUGAUAAGUGGCUUGCGAAAUAAGCAAAGCAUUUUUGUUAUUUGGCAGAAAGUUUGUAAAUUAUAUUUGAACUACUUGCCUGAAUUCCUUAAGUAUUCAUUGAUAAUCUCAUCAUAUCUUUAACAUAUUUAGAUCUAUAAAGAUGGCAAGCCCUCACACUUUAUUAAUGCCUGUGACCCGAGUGACUCUAAUUAGAUGAGAUUUGUCAACUGUGCUAGGCAUGAAGACGAGCAGUGUGUAACUGCCUACCAAAAUGGAGGAGAAAUCUAUUACAGAACUCACAAGGAUGUUCAUCCUGGCACAGAAAUACUGGUGAGACAUUGAACCAACAUGGUUACUCUGGCUGUUUAUUGAAACAGCUUGCAUUAACUUUAGGGUCAUUUUUACUAACCAAGCAAUUAUCAGUUUUGAAUGCAUAGAUUAUUAGAUAAGGGGCCAUCAAUAUAAUAUGUGUGCACUAAGUUGGGGAGGGGGUUAUCGAUUUUGCUACACCUGGGUAUGGCCGCGGGGGUGGGUGGGGGAUUGUGUACCCAUUUAAGUAAAUUUAACAAAUUCACUUUUUUGUCCACUGCCCACUUGAGGAUAUAAACACUUCCCUAUGGCCCCCCUAUAUUAACCCUUUAAAAUAAUGUUCAGAGUAUUAGUUUUGUACAAGCCUGUAAGGAAAGUUAUAAAAUCACAAAAUAAAGAAGUGCAACAUUUAUUUGAACAUCUUUACAAAUAAAGUUGAUUAGCUUCCAACUAUAACAAGACCUCAGCUUUUAAAGUAGGAUAGUUACAAAUCAAGAAUUUAAUUUCGGCAAUUAAUAUUAGUAACUAAAUUUCUUGGCUGUUCAAAUGUUUUUAAUAUGUUGGACCGGCAUUGUGAAUAGAUAUCAGCUUUUCAAUGUCUAUUUGAAAAUCACUUUUAAAUGGCCUAGUUCCGUUAUCUGGAUCCUAUUACUUUGCUUGGAGAAAAGUUAAACAACACCAUUCUAUGAACACGUCCCAACAACUGUGAUUUUGGAAAGCAACAGGAAGUCUCUCAACAACUUUCCAGAGUACAGGAUAACUAUUUGUAACUAUCUUUUGUAGCCAAAACUCUAGGUGUGAGCUUCUGAACCUUUUUCUCAGCUCUAUAUCAUUUUUAAGCUGAAGUAAAUCUCUUUACCUGUCUCAGUAUCCGAAAAACGGAUUUAUCCACCAAACUGGAAUCAAAAGUAGAUCUUAAAUCACUUAGACAUAUCUUUAUGUUGAAUAUCCAAAUGGUCACAAAAUACUUCUACAGCAUUAUCUGGUAUCCCAUCUUUCUCUUCUAGUUCAGACCUGCUUGGAAAUUGGAAUAACUCACGAUGACCAAUAUUGUGUGUCAACAGAAUUAAUUAAGAUAAAAAUUUAGAGAUAAUUAAAUUGGUUUUGGUGAGUUUAGUCUUAUUUCAUUGCAACUCUAAAGUUAUUUGAUUGAAUUUAGAAAAUUUAUCUGAUAAAUAAGCAAUGCUGGUUUUUAUGUAUCUGUGGUCAGUACUUUGAGCAACAUUUGUGUCUUAAAAAUUACUACUACUGCUAUCACCGAGAUUUUUAUCAAUCAGAUGUUGGCAUCAAUGAGACAAUGAAUAGUAAUGAAAGAUAGCACUGCUUAUUUUAAAAGAAACUACAAACCCAGGGUAGUAACCAGUCAUUGAUGGUGCUCCAUCAAUUGCAAUAGGAAGCAUGUUACUUAAGGAAUUGUCAUUUCAAUGAAGAAUUGUUCAGCAAUAGGAAAUAUUGACUCCCCUUUUGGUAUCUGUUGCUAUCUGUCUUGCUUAAAUGAUAAUAAUUAUUAAACCAAACCAUGGGGGUGGUGCAAGGGGGGGGGGCACUUUUUCCCCCCCUGGAUUGAUUGAAAAAAAAAAAUUUAGACAAAAAUAGACACAAAAUUUAUUAAAGUAAAGAGAAAAUAAAGAGAAAGUAACUAAGCUGAUGUCCUGUCCGUUCGUUCACCAUACAAAUACGCUACAGUAAAUUAAAACUAUAUUAAAACAUUACUAAAAAAUUUUUGCUAUGUUUUUUUUUGCCCCCCCCCCCCCCCGGAAAGUUUUCUGGGGGCGCCCAUGAACCAAACUUCAUCUUUUACUAAACGUUUGUAAGAAGAAAGCAAAGAUACAUUGCCUGGCAAAGUCGAAUGUAAAUUCUGUUGACUUCAGUGUGUUACAUAAAUUAUCUUCAAUAUUAUUAUUCUCAGUCAUUUUAUCUAUGGGUCUCUGGCAAACAGUUGAGUUUUUUUGUGCAAAGUGGGUUGAAACUAUCUUGGUCCGCUCCUGAUGGCACUAGACCUUUCUACCCCACUGCUUUUGGCAUAUUAGUCACAUGGUAUCUACUUGUUACUGCUGGUUUAGAUCCAUACCUAAGAUAUUACAAAAUCUAUUAUCUACAUUUUUUACCCCUAUUUCUACCAUUUUUAUUCUGAGAGUUAUUAAUUUUAAAAACUACAUGUUAACUAAAUGAUUUCCAAAUAGCUACUCCCUCACCAGAUGCUACAAAAUGAUAAAAAAAUAAUAUUACAUGAUUAAAAUAUUAUCAACAAAAACUGCUCUAAAUUUUUUCAGCUCAGACUUAAUUAUAUUUAUAAUUAAUAGGAACACAUUUUAGUUAAAAUCAUUGUCUUAAAAUAAGUAAUUUUUUUUCUUUUCUUUAAAAAAAAAACAAGCUUAGCAAUACAUUUUUUUAUAUGAAGAACAAGCAAGACUUUCAUUUAUCUGUAUCAAAUUGCCCAUAAAAUUCAAAUUAAAACAUAAUUGCACCAUGCACUGUCAGUAUUGUUUUCCAUAUAAAACUAUUACACCCCUGAAUCAAGCAUUGUUCAUGAGAAGUAAAACAUAACAGAAAUAAUGCCUGUCAAGAUUCCACUCCUUUUAUAUUCUGAGUCCUAGGUCAUUGUUUUUUUAACAUUCUGUCAGGACCUGUCUUCUAGUCAAUUUAUUACGGUUGUCUGUUCAUUGAUCCCUGCUUAGUAUAAAAAUUUCGUUAUUAUUGCUGCGUGUUCUUUUGAAAAGAUCAAAUUUCAUUCGUGCUGUGUCUGAGAGCAUUAGAUCUAGUUAUAUCUAAAUAAUAAAUAAAUAAAUAACUUUUUAAAAGAAAUUUCUGAUUUUAAAAAGUUAGCUAAGUAAAAUUCUCCUGUGCCCUAUCAGGUAAUUCGACCAUCCCCCUAAGACUAUGGAACAUUAUAUCACCCCACUGAGCAGUGCCGGCUUCUUUGAGAACCACUGAUCUAAUGUUUUGUAGAUAAUGAGAUAAUUAUCCUCAUAAUUUUACCUUGGGUUUUAACAAGAGACCUCAUUUGCUAUCACUCUAGUUAUAGUAAAACUAAUAUUAAUUUGACUUGUCACCUUAAUUGUAUUGCAUGCUUUAGGUGUGUGUGUGACAUUAUGUUCAGCUACCCAGUGGUUCUAAAAUUUAUUUAUUUCUGGCACCAUCGCCAAAUUUAGGUGGGUUUUUUAAUGCCCUAUGAUUCUAUGUCAAUGUAAAUUCUAACAAAUACACUUACAACUAGCUCAUUUUUAAAAAUUAAAGAAUGUUUAAAAAUAAAUAUAACACAUGAGAUUUGAUAGUUUAAUUCACUAUUAAUUAAGUUUCACUAUUAAUUAAGGUUUUAUGUAAAGAUGAUUUUUGGCUCCUGAGGCAAUUUCCUCCUUUGUCCUCCACCCUUUGGCAUGGCCUUACCAGAGGGCAACACAGCUAUCCACAGUGACGCGUUUCUAAUUCUGGGAACCACUGGUCUAUGUCAAGGCCAAACAGAUAGAUUUAGAAACCUGUGACCGUUUUUUUUUUAAAGUUUAAGGGAGGAGGGUUGAAAGAACAUCUUUAUGUAUGCAGAGGGGAGUCCAAAAAAGCAUGCUUGCAUUGACUUUCUUUGUGUAACGGUCCUAUUAGGAUGGCCCGUAAAGGGUUGUUCAUAAAGGAUGUUCGAAAAAAAUAUGCAUUUCCCACCCCAUCCACAUUUGUUGCUUACACCUCCUUAAAUAGAUCAAUAAUAGAGGACAUCCGGAAUAAAAAAUUAUUGAACAUAUCUGAAUACAUGCAGUGGGUCUAAAUCAGCAUAUACAGUAAACAAAGAAAAUUUUAAUGCUAGCAGUCUAGAUUCUGCACACUCUUUCAUCCCUUGUACAUAUUUGGGAGAAAUCCCCACUCCUUUAUGAAUGCACCCUUAUUUAUGAUAUUAUAUAUGAAGAACGUCUUCGGCCUCAAGCUGAAUGUGAGAUUUUCAAUAAUAUAAGUUGAUAUUAAUUUUUUUUUAUCAGAGCUGCACUGAUUGAGAUUGGUCUUGUAUUUAAACAAUGGAGGCUUCCCUUCUUUGGUGUUUUUUUUCUUUACUAACAUUUUAUUUUUAGUUUCUACUGCUAGCUAGACUAGUUUUAAUUUCAAAUCCUAAAGAAAAUUUAACAGUGAAAUUUAUUGAAUGAGCAUGUGCUUGACAACGUUUUUUAAUUGUCUUAAGACUGUUAAAUCCACUCUAGACACUCGGGUUUCUCAUUGCAAAGGAUCUUUCUUAUCCCAGGAAAAGGGGAUAAAGUAACUCUCAUCCCGGGAUCGAGGAUGAAAUUAAUUCAAAUAAAAUUAUAUUAGAAACUGAGACUAUACAAGAACUGUUCUUUUAAAAAAUAAUUGUUUAGUUGUUUUUGUCUUUUAAUGAAUAGAAAAUGAUAUUAAGGUUACUUAAGAGGUUGGUCACUUGAUACUAGUUGCUUAAUUUCCCCCUACUUAACUCAAGUUAUAGAUACUGGUAAUUAAGAAGUGUAUUUUUAUCAAAGUAUUGAUUUACCAACCAUAACUUAGGUCCUAGGUCUAAAAUGCUAUAAUACUACAAUGCUUAGAAAAUAAUUAGAUGAACAUGGACUUAGAGGGUAAAGACGAGCUCCAGUCUUCUUCGAUAAGAAGUUCUCUCCUUAUUUGUUCUCUUGGCUGAAUAAGUUGUAUAUAUUUAUGUCAGGCAUACAAUGGUGACAGAUGAUUUAGUUGAUGUAUUUAUGUUGGUUUCAGGUAUACUAUGGGGACAGUUAUGCCAAGGAGUUAGGAAUAGACAUGCAGGUUGUUAGCAAAGAUAGCAGAAUAUCCUCAUCAAAGGGGUCAGAACAUUCAAGGGUAAAUGACUUCAUCAUUCCAACAAGCAAUGGAUGUGGGCUUGAUCCUAGUCAGGAUGACAGAGAUGGUAGUCCAUCAGCAAUAGUUGAGGGUAUGCUUAUAUUUUUAUAAUUUAUAGUAGGCUACAUAAUAUUAUUUACAUUGUGUGAAUGGAUGUCUUCAAUGUAUAAAGACUUUGAACUGCCAUUUUUGUCAUUUAUAAUUAUAUACUUAUAAAACUAAGUCAUAAAUUAUGUUAUACAUGAAAUGACAUUUGCUUUUCAUUUCAAGAGUCCAAUCCCAUUUUAUUUUUGUUCUUUGAAUCAUAUUGAUUACCGUACCAGUAGUUACUUUAAAUAAAGUAACUAAUUAACUUUAUCCGUGUCUGAUGUAUUACAGAUAUUUUCAAGUGCAAAUUUUGUACUACUGCAUUCUCACAUCAAAUAUACCUUGAGAAUCACUUGAGAAAAAAAUACAAUGGUGACUAUUGGAAAAUAAAGCAGGUGGAAGUAUCCAGAGAACAAACUGACCAACCUAAUGGUGUGGAAAAAUAUCCAUUACAAUGAAGUCUAAAGAAGAAAGAAACUUCUGAGAGAGUCAGACAACUCAAACAGAAAAAAACCUAUACAGGAGAAAAACCUUUUAACUGUGAUGUCUGUGGGAAAUAUUUUACCGAUAGUUGUCACCUAACUCGACACAAAAGGAAACAUACAGGAGAAAAACCUUUCAAAUGUGAGUCUGUGGGAAAGGUUUUACACAAAAUAGUAAUCUAACUACACACAAAAGGACACAUUCAGGAGAAAAACCUUUCAAAUGUGAUGCCUGUGGGAAAGGUUUU
Molecule: messenger RNA, 11893 nt
Organism: Lymnaea stagnalis (great pond snail)
Lineage: Eukaryota; Metazoa; Mollusca; Gastropoda; Lymnaeidae
Source: the annotation of a GenBank genome assembly